AGACGGAAAGUGUUGAAAUUCAUAUUAAGAACGGAUUGUGAAGAUCAUUUAAAUUUAAGCAAGCGAAUAAGGAAUCGUAUUUUAUUUCAAGUAGGUACUCUUUAGACAACAAAUAUGCAUUGUGAAAAGGAAGCAGCACAGUGUUUGUUGUAACGGUUCAUUAGUAAAUUAGUAAAAAAGGCGCUCGUAAAUAUGGCUUCAUUUCGAGAGAUUUCAACGCCAGGAAAAUCAGGUUGGGACAUUUCUAAAAGAUUGGCACAUCUGUCCAUCGGUGAUCGCUGCAAUGAAUGGAGAAUUCCUGUGGCCACCUGGGGAAUUGAUGAACCUAGAGCACUGAUGGCGAAUAUUGAUAAUCUUGAUAUUAAGAGGAAAGAUUGGGACAGGGCGACAGGAGCAGUAGAUUCUGUACUGGAUAUGUUUCUAGAAGAACUCCAGACAGAAGCAACCCGUUUUUCUGGACUACACAUCAAUAAAUUUAUUAGACAAGGAAGUUCCAGGGAGGGAUUAAAGGUAUCCAAGGCCGACGAAUUCGAUGCUCUUCUGCUGUUUGAUAUAAAAGGCAUGACAUUUAAUGUUUCCCAUAUCAAAGACAAAAAUGAUUGGAUUUUACCUGAAUUUGGACUUCUUGUUCCUGUAGGUUUCUCAGUAGGUCAAAUCCAGUCAAGAUACCCGGAGCUUGACAGAGAGGGUGUGUUUUCUUUCGAAAGCGAAAAAGGCACAGUCUAUCUAAACUCUAGAAACUUACACGAAAAGGUUUUCAAAUCCAUCGUUAUGAGAGCUGCAAAUUCCAUUGAAGAAAGGGUCAACACCUCUAACAUUAAACAAGAGUUUUCUUUCGCUAUUCAAAAGUUCAGCAUAAAUCCACCAUCGAUAAAUAUCCAGAUCCGACUAAGAGAGAAAACCGGCUAUUUUGACUACAACAAUCACUUCCGAAGUCUCAUGAAAAAUGAGAGUAGGAUUGAGUCUCAGAGUGCGGGAGUGGACACUUUAAUUGAUGUAGACAUUGUUCCAGGUUUGGAACUGUGUAGAGACGUUGUGCCUGAUCCAAGCGACUGGCAAAAGACAAUGGAAUGUCCUAGAUACGCUGUUUUCAAAUGGUUCACCGAAAACCAGCCGUCAGCACAUUUAUAUGAUUGUCAGCCAAGUUUCCUGUGGCGCAUGUGCAGCUCUGGCUACGAGAAACACGUGCUCGAUGCAUCACGUGGCUCAACAGAACAAAGCUAUAUCGUUACAGCUUUACGAAUUAUGAAGAAUGAGUUUCGUCAACGGAAAGAAUACAGACGGAACAAUUCACCAUUACAAGUAGUAACAGUUCUACGAUCCUACCACCUGAAGCACAUCGCUUUCUACUGUAUACUGUAUCUCACUAUCAUGAACAAGGUCAAGAUAUCGGGGGUUAGGGAGAGUCUUGUAUACUUUCUUGAAUUUCUUAAGGUAUGUUUGGAGGAACAAAAAUUACCACAUUUCUUUCAUGCCAAUCCGUAUCUUAUGUAUAUGUUUCCGGAUUGUGAAAUGGCAGAACAGUCUUUACGAUACGAUCUUUUGGCGGGAAAAUCAUCAGACGCUCUGCUGCAGGCAAAAUUAUCUUUCAAUGAACUUGAAGACGAUAUACGCCGGAAAUAUUCUCUGAGAAGUAAAGAGAUUGGUACAUAUCCUGAAUACGCAACAACAUUUGGAGAGUUUGUGAAGGCCGGCAAAUACUAUUUGCAUUAAAUACAUUCACUACGAUCUUGCAGGCAGAUGUGGUUUCACCUUGACUUGAAGCACAAAUGAUAGUACAGUUUUCGUUGGCCAUUCAAAAAUUUGUAGAAUAAGUAGUAGAUAUAAGCCGAAAAAACUGACCAAUAUGUAAAAUAUUGAAUUGUAUGACGUGCAAAGUGCAGAAGGGAAUGCAAUAUUUUAGUUUUUUUUUAACUUAUUGGACAGUUUUAGGCAUGUAUCCUAUCUUUUAUUAUCCCACAGUAUCAUGUUUGUUUUUGUCGGAGCAUUUGAAAAAAAGGUAUUUGAUGCUAGAAAUGCGCAAAACGAAAGCAAUUUAUUUUCUUACUCGCAGGUACACAUAAGGUAGCCUCUUACUUGUAUGGAAAUGUUUAAAUAUACUAUUAACAAGUACAUGUACUGAGUAA
Ruditapes philippinarum (Manila clam) is the source of this 2126-nucleotide messenger RNA. RefSeq lists its product as uncharacterized. The record is from RefSeq and is a predicted model, not a curated record. The transcript has 7 exons. Bases 193 to 1713 code for a protein of 506 amino acids. Lineage: Eukaryota; Metazoa; Mollusca; Bivalvia; Venerida; Veneridae.